CUCCCCCCCGGAUUCACUUUCCCUCCUCGCACGACAACAGAAUGCUCGCUUCGCCUCGGUACCCCUCUGCCCAAGAACUCGCAGGCUACGAUUUCCUUCUUUCUACCGCGGCCUCCCCUAUCCAUGCACCUUCGCUUGAUAUCCGUGGCCGUCAGACCCAAUAUGUCGAGUCCACGGCCCAGCGUCGCGAGCGCAUCGAAUUUUUGAAGAAGCGCGAGUGGGCUCGUCGGGUCGCGGAGUGGAUUCGCGAGACCAGCGCGCAGCAGGACGUAAUGGCAUUUGGUUGCUCAGGAACUCUUGCACGCUCACGCUCAAACUCCCUGGAGGACUUGCGUUGCAUCACCCCUUCGCCCAAGUUGGCACCCCCUGUACAUGCGGAUGAAGAACCAUAUGUCAUCUAUAGUUCUUCGUCGCCCUCUUCCUCCGUGUCCUCCCUGUCAGAGGAUUUGUCUCCGAUCUACUCCACCGGGGGCAACGUUUCUCCCCGUCUUGCGGCUUCGCCACCGCCAGGCCGCCACCAUCGCAAGCGCAGCAGCGCUAGCCUACGGGGCCCACACCGCCGUCCAUCCCUCUCCAGCAUUUGCGAGGAGCCCGAGGAGGACUAGAUGCUUUCCUCCAUCGUAACCCACCCUGUUCUCGGCGCAAUUAACGUGCCGUAGCAGUUCAAUCAGUUGAGCGGCGUUGAUCGCUCGCUCUGCUCUCCCAUCAUCACCCAUCAGCGUUACCAAAAGAACAACGCGCGCAUGCUCGGCCGGGUGCGAGCGUGCGUACGGGUCUUUCCGUCCCUGGUUUCUUUCUGUGUCUCAGCAUAUACAAGCAUGCAUCCAACCCCCGUCGCUACGGGUUCGGGCCUAUUUAUACCUCUGCCGCCGUAUACCCUGCAGCAUUCCCAUCCCCACCGCUGACAUGCAUCCCACCCGGACCAAGUUGCUCAGGCACAUGCUCCGUUUGAGCUGGCCGGUUUUGUCUCCGGUGUGUGCAUCGUCACGCAAUCCCCACAUACAUCCCCUCCGUCGCAAUUUUUACAUACCGUCCGAAGCUAGAGCCUGAUCGGGUCUCUCCAUCUGUGUUUGUGUUUGAUGCAUCAAGAUUACCGGACUCUACUAUGUACAUGUACUAUUAGUUGCUAUAGCCUACUUAACAUCAAUUGAUUCCCCC
Coniophora puteana RWD-64-598 SS2 is the source of this 1158-nucleotide messenger RNA. RefSeq lists its product as uncharacterized. The transcript is spliced from 2 exons. NCBI's taxonomy places the organism in Eukaryota, Fungi, Basidiomycota, Agaricomycetes, Boletales, Coniophoraceae. The record is from RefSeq and is a predicted model, not a curated record. The coding region runs from base 42 to 605 and encodes 187 amino acids.